AUGGUAAAAGAUCGUAGUAAGACUAGAAAGCAGAAUUGUGAUACAUCUACAAGCACUCUGACUGACAACUGUGAUCUGCGACCUUGGUCAGAUCUUAGCCAUGAUGUGCUUUAUUUAGUUACGAUAAAACUUGGAGUUGUUGAUUGCAUUUCAUUCAGUGGAGUUUGCAAGUCAUGGAGGUCAUUCACACUAUUUAAGAAGAAAAAGUUUAUGGCUUCCAAACCACGCAUGUUGAUAUGGAUCUCUGCUUAUGCUCAUGAGAAAAACUACUGUUACCUAGCGGAUGUUGAAGAAAGAGUUUUCAGAACCAGCCUUCCCCAUUUUCGUGGGAGGACGUGUGUUAGAUCAACUUGUGGUUACUUGAUCAUAUUGUGGAAGGAAACAAAAGACUUAUGUCUUGUGAAUCCUAUCACAAGGCAUCAAAUUCAUUUCCAUAAUGUCUAUUUUUGUGUUGAUGCUAAUUGCAAAAUAGGAGUUAGGGCGAUCCUUGUGUUUUCACCUACAAUAUUUGGGUAG
Messenger RNA from Lactuca virosa, 516 nucleotides. NCBI's taxonomy places the organism in Eukaryota, Viridiplantae, Streptophyta, Magnoliopsida, Asterales, Asteraceae. The record is from the annotation of a GenBank genome assembly.